Bathycoccus prasinos is the source of this 855-nucleotide messenger RNA. RefSeq lists its product with no specific name. The record is from RefSeq and is a predicted model, not a curated record. NCBI's taxonomy places the organism in Eukaryota, Viridiplantae, Chlorophyta, Mamiellophyceae, Mamiellales, Bathycoccaceae. Bases 1 to 855 code for a protein of 284 amino acids. The transcript has a single exon.
AUGAAGCGAGGCGCGGCGUCGUCUGCGAAUCAAGCGCUCAAAUUAACCAUGGACAUGUUCCGCUCGAGAACGAAAACCGGGAAACGAGAGGCGAAAAAUCUCUUGUUUCCCUUAGCGCAAAAGCUGACGGGCGAAGGCAUCAUCGAAAAACCAAAAUGGUUACAGGCGAUGGAACGGGUUCACCCGGCGAACACGGCGAUUGGGAUGAACGAUUUCCUCGCCGAGAAGAAAGAGAAGAUCGUCUAUCCCGAGGAUAAGUUAAUCAGGGCGUAUUAUAAUCGAAGGCCGUUGGCAAAGUUGGAAGCGAUCGAUAUGCACGCAGGUGAGAGAAACGAAAAGGAAGAAACCUCUUCGUCGUCCUCUUCGAAAAAGAACAAAAAUACAGGCAGACAUUUCGUGAGACAGUUUGCAUUGAGACAGUUGGAAUACAUGAACCAAAAAGCGCAACCGUUAAUUAGGACGAAGCAAUAUCCAUCCGGACGAAAAUAUACGGAAGCAGAAGCUAGGGAACUGGUUGAGAAAGAAGCGGAAGAAGAACGGCGUUUACUGGCGAGGAACCGAGAAGGCGAUGAAAAUCCAUUCGUACCAACUUUGAUUAGUAAAAUUAAAGUCGAUCCAAACCUUUUAGAGGUCAUUAAUAAAGAAGAGGAGAGCUAUUGGAUGAAGAAUAAAGAGACGAAAGCGUCGAACGCGGCUUUAGGAUUAGAUGGUAAAUCCGGCAUCGUCGGUAGAUUUAGUCGAGGCGCCAUGCGAAAGAAACGAGAAGAAAGAGAUUCGCCGUCUUCCAACACUAGCAGCGCUUCAACAACAAGUACAACAACAACAACAACAUCAACAUCAAAAGUAGACGUUUAG